Molecule: messenger RNA, 1131 nt
Organism: Hydatigera taeniaeformis
Lineage: Eukaryota; Metazoa; Platyhelminthes; Cestoda; Cyclophyllidea; Taeniidae
Source: the annotation of a GenBank genome assembly
AUGCCAAGGAUUAAUAUUAAGGGCGGCGUUUGGAGAAAUACAGAAGAUGAAAUCCUCAAGGCUGCCGUAAUGAAGUAUGGCAAAAACCAAUGGGCUCGUAUUGCUUCUCUUCUUCACCGAAAAUCCGAUAAACAAUGUAAAGCUCGCUGGUAUGAAUGGCUCGAUCCAAGUGUCAAGAAGACUGAAUGGAGCAGGGAGGAGGAUGAGAAGCUCCUUCAUUUGGCUAAACUGAUGCCCACUCAAUGGCGAACCAUUGCUCCCAUCGUUGGUCGAACUGCUAACCAGUGUCUGGAGCGCUACGAGUAUUUACUAGACAAAGCACAAAAUAUCGACAUGAGCUCUCGUGAUGAUCCUCGUCGCUUAAGACCGGGGGAGAUCGAUCCAACUCCAGAAACCAAACCCGCACGUCCGGACCCUGUGGAUAUGGACGAAGAUGAAUUAGAAAUGCUCUCGGAGGCUAGAGCUCGUUUGGCUAACACACAGGGCAAGAAGGCGAAAAGAAAGGCGCGUGAACGUCAGCUUGAAAUUGCUCGUCGAAUGGCGAUGAUGCAAAAACGUAGGGAGUUACGUGCGGCUGGUUUGGCCUCCACUAUUGCACCAUUGGUCAACAAGAACGUAUUCAUCGACUAUAACCGCGAAAUUCCAUUUGAGAAGCAACCACCUAAGGGUUUCCAUGACACUAGUCGUGAAUUUCCUGAGUCAAAGCCCAUAAAUUUCGAUAGACUACGUUUGGGCGACAUUGAAAAGGAGCCGUUCAUGGAGCGGGAGAAGCGUGAACGAAAGAAAGAUGCUGAACGUCAAGCCAAGCGGUUAGAGUCAGAUUUACCUGGCGCCUUGCUGGCUCGUGAAAAGGAUAACGGUGAACCUGUGGUUAAACGCUCCAAAUUGGUGCUCCCCGCACCACAGAUAUCCGAUUUGGAGUUAGAGAAUCUAGUCAAGGUAGGACAGGCCGGUGAGAAUGCGAUGAGAAUGGCCUUGGAAGACUCGCGCUCCGAUGCCAUGGCAACACAGACGCUUCUUUCAGAGUAUCACAAGGGUGGCGGUAAUGAUUCAACCUUUGCAACACCUCUUCAUCUACUGGCUAAGACACCACAAAUUGGGACCGACACUAUCAUUCAGGUAGGAAUUUAG